Molecule: messenger RNA, 821 nt
Organism: Linderina pennispora
Lineage: Eukaryota; Fungi; Kickxellomycota; Kickxellomycetes; Kickxellales; Kickxellaceae
Exons: 2
Source: RefSeq, a predicted model, not a curated record
CAGCAUCCAAUCCGGGCCCGGAUGUGCGGAUUCGGCGAGAAGGACCGCCGGCCGAUUGACCCGCCGCCGGUAGUGAAGCUGCGGGUGCUUGACGAGAACGGACGACUGAUGAACAGCGAGGAUGUCGAUACCUGCAAAUUCGUGGUGUCGGCAACACUGUGGGCGCCCAACAUGGAGAAUGAUCGGUCGAUAGUCAUCAACCCAAACACAUUACCCGGCCCAAUGCCAAUGUAUCCGUCAUCCUCGUCAUCGGUAAUGUCGCUGAGCGAACCAGUGAAGGUGCGGAACCUGGUGGGCACAACAGUGUCGGGUGCAUACUUGCUCAAGGACGAGCACGACCAACACAACAUCUUUUUCAUUUUCCACGAUUUGUCGGUGCGGACCGAGGGCCGGUUCCGGCUCAAGUUCCAAUUCACAAUAAUCCCGUCGCAGGAGGAGCCACGGGCGUUCAUAGAAUCCAUAGCAUUCCCUGGGAUGACAGACUCGACAGAGCUGUCAAAGGCAUUCGCCAAGCAGGGCAUCAAAAUCACCAUUCGGAAGAACGGCCGCGGGCGGACCUUCCAGCAGGACGAUGAUGGCGACCAAGAGGACGAUGAUGUCUAAUAGCGGGUGGGAUGCUUGCGUCUGGCAGCAGUAGACAAGGGUGGGAAUUCCUGAGGUAGCACUGAGCUUGACUUCACCUGCGGUUCCGCUCUGUGUCGUGCUCUGGCCCCAGCCUUGGCCCCACUGCCAUCACCACAGCAGCUCGUCACUGGCAGUCUUUCAAUGUCUUAACACCCAUGCCCUCUAUUCCCUCAGUAUUCUCCUUGUCUAAUGUUAUU